CUUUAAAGCAGAAAUUCUCACGCCCACUUUCUCCUCGGAUUUCAAGCACCUCAACAAAGCCCGCCGCCCACCUUUCCGUCGACGACAGCAUUCAUUCGAAAUGGCGCCCCAGGCCUCUUCCACUACUGUCCCGACUCAGGACCAGAUUCUCGUCCCCGAGACUCUCCUGAAGAAGCGGAAGAGCCAGGAGAAGGCUCGCGCUGAGAAGUCGGCCGAGAUCCAGAAGAAGAAGCAGGCCAACAAGGAGAAGCGCACUGUCAUUUUCAAGCGCGCCGAGAAGUAUGUGAAGGAGUACCGCGAUACCGAGCGUGAGAAGAUCAGGCUCGCCCGUGUUGCCAAGCAGGAGGGCUCGUUCUACAUUCCUCCCGAGGCCAAGCUCAUCUUCCUCAUCCGUAUCAAGGGUAUCAACAAGAUUGCCCCCAAGCCCCGCAAGAUCCUGCAGCUCCUCCGUCUGCUCCAGAUCAACAACGGUGUCUUCGUCCGCAUCACCAAGGCCACGGCCGAGAUGAUCAAGGUCGUCGAGCCGUGGGUUGCCUACGGUUACCCCAACCUGAAGAGCGUCAAGGAGCUGGUCUACAAGCGUGGCUACGGCAAGGUCAACAAGCAGCGCAUUGCCCUGACCGACAACUCCAUCAUCGAGGAGAACCUUGGCAAGUACGGCAUUGUGUGCAUGGAGGAUCUCAUCCACGAGAUCUACACCGUCGGCCCCAACUUCAAGCAGGCCUCCAACUUCCUCUGGCCCUUCAAGCUCAGCAACCCCAACGGUGGCUUCCGGGAGAGGAAAUUCAAGCACUUCAUCGAGGGUGGUGACCUGGGUAACCGGGAGGACAACAUCAACGCCUUGAUCAGACAGAUGAACUAAGUCGGGAAAAAAAGGGGAAACGGAAUGGGUUGUUUGUCGUCUCGGUCAUUGCGGUUGCAUGGAUGCUCGGCGUUCUAUGAAAAAGCUAGGGUGGCUUUGAAGGGAAUGAAUUGAAACGGAUCUUCUUCUUCACCUGCCUAUUGUCAAAUGUGACCUAGUCUGUUACAGCAAAUUUGCGACACAUACAUACCAUCGCGACACUAGAAUCAACGCCAGGUCCAUGCAUUAUGAUGUUUCUAUCCUGUCUUCUAAUAACCUCGAGGCCCUCUUCUGCUUCUACAGUUGUCCCAGUAUAUAAUAAUAGCCUCUCAUAAAC
Molecule: messenger RNA, 1178 nt
Organism: Phialemonium atrogriseum
Lineage: Eukaryota; Fungi; Ascomycota; Sordariomycetes; Cephalothecales; Cephalothecaceae
Product: 60S ribosomal protein L7
Exons: 4
Coding region: 101-862 (253 amino acids)
Biological process (GO): maturation of LSU-rRNA from tricistronic rRNA transcript (SSU-rRNA, 5.8S rRNA, LSU-rRNA)
Cellular component (GO): cytosolic large ribosomal subunit
Molecular function (GO): RNA binding; structural constituent of ribosome
Source: RefSeq, a predicted model, not a curated record